UAUAUUUUAGUUGGUGGUUAUAUAAGCAAGGAUCUCAGAGCACAACCAAAGCCAUACUGCCACAUGAAGUUGAAAAUAAAUACAAGCUCAGCUAAGGCAUGGGGUGAGGUUGAAGAAGAGCCUGUAAGCCCCGAAGCUCAAUACCUCAACAGUUCGGCUCUCUGUGUGAGCAAUCUCGUGGUUUUCGAGUCGGAGAUCCCCAUAGAUGAUUCUCAAGCUAUGUUGACAUUGGAGAACCUCUUCUUGCCCAUCAACCCUCGCUUCUCUUCGAUCAUGGUGAAGGAUGAGCACGGGAAUUCAAGAUGGAGGAAGGUUCAAGUGAAACUGGAGGACCAUAUCAACGUUCCAGUGUUUCCUUCAGGAUUGGAGUUUUAUGAUGAUUAUAUGCAAGAAUACAUAGCGAAAAUUGCAACAGAACGCUUGCCAGAAGAUCAACCUCUAUGGAACACACAUAUAAUCAAGUAUCCAACAAAGAAUGCCGCAGGUUCUCUUGUGUUCAAGCUUCAUCAUUCAUUAGGAGAUGGUUUCUCACUUAUGACAGCCCUCUUCAACUGUGUACAAAGAGCUGAUAACCCUUCCCUUCCUCUGACUUUCCCCUCUAUUGGAAGCACACAAGCUCAAAACUGGGGAGUUUAUAGGGCUCUAUCCGAUGUUUUCUCGAUGUGCAUUAACACAAUUAAAGACUUCAGUUGGAGUCUUGCGUUGAGUAGCAUAAAAGAUAGCGUAACUCCUAUAAGGUCAGGGGAUGUCGGCAUUGAAGAUAGACCAAUCACCUUAUCAACUGUCACAUUUUCGCUCAGUGAUAUCAAGCAGAUAAAGGGCAAGCUAAAAGGGACAGUUAAUGAUGUUAUAACUGGAAUAAUUUUCUACGGCAUGCAACUCUACUUGCAAGCUGCUGGCCAAGAAACCAAACCUGCAAAGGUGACCGCCCUCGUAUUGCUGAACACAAGGGCAAUCAGAACAUACCAACCACUGAAAGAGAUGGCUCGACGCGAUUCAAAGGUUCCUUGGGGCAACCAUUUCGCCUUUUUGCAUGUCUCGAUCCCUACAAAUAAGGACCCUGAGAAUGCUGAUCCUCUACAUUCAAUACGCCGAGCCAAGAAAAUUAUCAAGGCUAAGAGGAACUCACUCGGUGUCUAUCUCACUGCUGGAAUUCUGGAAAUUAUGAGGAAGUUUAGAGGAUCAGAGGCUGUUUCUAGGCACAUAUACAAAACGUUAACCAAUACGAGCCUGACGAUUUCUAAUCUUAUCGGGCCAUUGGAAAAGUUGCAGAUUGCUAAUCACCCUUGCAAGAGCUUCUAUUUCAUGGUGGUGCGAGCUCCACAGAGUCUCACAAUUACUGUAGUAAGCUACAUGGGUACGAUAAAGGUGGCAAUAGGAGCAGAGAGAGAUUUCAUAAAUUCUGAGCUCCUUGUAUCUUGUAUGGAGAAGUCAUUUGAGAGGAUUUUUGAUGCAGCAGUUGGCAAUAGAACUUGACAUGGAUUACUCAAGCUAAUUAAAAGCAAUCAUUGUUGUCUCUAGCAUGAUCUUUCUCCUAAAAAUGCUACUAAAUAAAGGAUAUUUCCCCUAAGACAAUUAUUUAAGGGCGAUAAUUCUUGUUUUUCGCGAUAAUUCUUGUUUUUCUUUAUUGCAACAUAACUGAAUAGAAUAAUAGAAUUAUAUGGCU
This is a messenger RNA of Asparagus officinalis (garden asparagus), 1666 nucleotides long. RefSeq names its product O-acyltransferase WSD1-like. Gene Ontology annotation, molecular function: long-chain-alcohol O-fatty-acyltransferase activity; diacylglycerol O-acyltransferase activity. Gene Ontology annotation, biological process: triglyceride biosynthetic process. Gene Ontology annotation, cellular component: plasma membrane. The record is from RefSeq and is a predicted model, not a curated record. The coding region runs from base 64 to 1476 and encodes 470 amino acids. Lineage: Eukaryota; Viridiplantae; Streptophyta; Magnoliopsida; Asparagales; Asparagaceae. The transcript is spliced from 5 exons.